Molecule: messenger RNA, 1047 nt
Organism: Colletotrichum gloeosporioides
Lineage: Eukaryota; Fungi; Ascomycota; Sordariomycetes; Glomerellales; Glomerellaceae
Exons: 2
Coding region: 1-1047 (348 amino acids)
Source: RefSeq, a predicted model, not a curated record
AUGAAGUGCUUCUCCGCAAUUCUGACCACCGCGUCCCUCCUCUCCUCCGCCCUCGCCGCUCCCGCCCUCAGCCGCCGCGACGAGCCACAGCUACAGCAAGUACAAGUCGUCUACCAAGAAUGCGACACCGCAACCUCCGUCGAAGUCUUCUCCAGCGGCACCGUCGUCGCUGAGGCGUGCUCCAACACCCUCGACACGGGCUCCUUCGCCGCGCUCCCGAUCAAGUUCGCCGUCGACCGCACCGGUGCCGGCACCGUCACGGUCGGGUCCACGACGUACAAGAUCCACGAGAAGAAGGAUAUAUCCGGGGGUAUUGUCUGCGGGCGGCUGUACGACGGCGGCGAGUCCGUGGUCUCGUGCGACAUUGAGGUGCCGGCGGGUAUGGCGUUCCAGAGCUUGAGCAGGCGCCAUGAGUGUAUCCCUGAUGGUGAAACCACGAUGGCGAGGGCGUUGCGUAUUCGCAACCCGGAGCAGGAGUUGCAGGCGCGGUAUAUUGCGCCGAUUCCGUUCCUCACCUCAGGUGAGACGGACACCAACACCGACAAGCGGGAAAUCGGAAAGAGGCAAGGGUGCUACCCUCAGAAGUGGACUGAGCUGGUUGGGGACGGCAACCCUCACCAGAACUACUACCAUUCCCAGAUCACUGAAAACAACGAGUGCGGCCUAGCAACCUGCUCCACCGGCACCGAGACCUCCAAGUCCGUCUCCGUCGGCUGGAGCAUCGAGACGGGCGGCAGCAUCAGCGAGUGGAUCACCGGCGGCUUCUCCGUCUCCGUCUCGUGGUCCGCCGCCGUCUCCCAGGGCUGCGAGACCGAGCCCGGCAACACCGUCUGCCAGUGGUACCGGACCGCGCACACCGCCUACACCGUCCGCGCCGGCACGACCAACACGUGCAGCUUCAUCCGGUCGCUGAGCGACCCCAUGGUCCUCCGCUCUCCGAACACGAACAACGCAGGCGGCGGCUACUACUGCGUUGUCGGGGCCCAGUUCUGCCGCAGCUUGGGCUCUGCUUACUGGGACUUUAACGGUCGUGCUGGUGGUCCUUGA